AUGCGACGCAUGAAGCAGCAGCAGGAGGUUAAGAAGGCACGAGAGGCCUUACUCGAGAAGGUGGCCGCGCGCAGCUUCACCAAGAACUACCUGUCCAGUUUGAAGACCGAUGUGUUCGACGACCUCGAGGACGAGGGUCACUUCUACGACCCGCUCUCGAAGGAGGUCAAGGAGGUGUUUUUGCCGUGGCUGAUGGGUGACAUGGUGCGGAAGGUCGACAAGGCGGUGGAGAGUAUGGCAGUCGUUGACGGGCUCUUAUCUGGGGCUACUGCGCAUGCUAGCAGGAUCCACAGAGAGGCGGUGGAAGCGAAGCAAGCGGAGAGGACCAGGAUAGUGGCCGAAGCGUUGGCGGAGGCGGAGGAGGCCCGACGGAAGGUGGAGGAAGAAGAGGCUGCGAUUAGAGCCGCCCAGGAAGCCUUGGAGAGGGAGGAGGCAGGGGAGGGCGAGGAUGGGGAAGGCGGCGACCCUACCCCCGACGAGUAAAAUGCUUUGGUGGAGUGUUGUACAUAUUGCGCUCAGGUUGACAAGAUGGGAGGCAGAGGCAGGGGAGUUUUAUGCGGUUGUCAACGCUACCUCCAGACGUCUUCGUGUUCACAAUACAAAACUCGUGGCGUCGCCUAGAAUUUGCGUUUCGAGGUAUUGCGGCUCUAGCGAUUACUCUUUUCAUUGAGUAAAGCUGCGCACGCACAUGAACUGAGUUCAUUCAAGGUUGCACAAUUGGGCGGUAGCAAGAUGAUAAGACUUGGCGGAGACAUUACUUGCAUGGAAAUUACUUGCAUGGAAUUCGCGGAAGUGUAGGCACGGCUCCCCCGGGCCGUCAGGGGUAUAUCGUGGCCAAACAGCUCCAUUCGACCUACAUACUG
Molecule: messenger RNA, 863 nt
Organism: Ectocarpus sp. CCAP 1310/34
Lineage: Eukaryota; Phaeophyceae; Ectocarpales; Ectocarpaceae
Source: the annotation of a GenBank genome assembly